This is a messenger RNA of Sus scrofa (pig), 4245 nucleotides long. RefSeq names its product ectonucleotide pyrophosphatase/phosphodiesterase family member 5 (gene ENPP5). The record is from RefSeq and is a predicted model, not a curated record. NCBI's taxonomy places the organism in Eukaryota, Metazoa, Chordata, Mammalia, Artiodactyla, Suidae.
GGGGCCUGCAGCGGGGGGAGGUGCUGGUCAGGUGCUCUGCGCCGAGGUGGUGUGCAGGUGAGCAGCUGCGGGUUUGGGGGCGCUCCUUGCUCCCGCCGCCUCCCCCCUUUGCACCGGGUCUGCGAGAGGGAGUCCCCUCCAGGCCCUCACUCCCACUGCCCCAAACUGAUGCGGACUGAACGGAUCGCUGCAAGGAUUAUCUUACACGGAACCGAUCAAGUUCUUUGAAAAUGACCUCAAAAUUUCUCUGGGUGUGCUUCCUACUUGCUGCAUUAACACUUGCAAAGACAUAUUCUCUCCAACCAGACCAGCAAAAAGUUCUGCUAGUUUCAUUUGAUGGAUUCCGUUGGGAUUACUUAUACAGAGUUCCAACACCCCAUUUUCAUUAUGUUAUGAAACAUGGGGUCCAUGUGAAGCAAGUUACUAAUAUUUUUAUUACAAAGACCUACCCUAACCAUUAUACUCUGGUAACUGGCCUCUUUGCUGAGAAUCAUGGCAUUGUGGCAAAUGACAUGUUUGAUCCUAUCCUGAACAAAUCCUUCUCCUUGGAUAACAUGGACAUUUAUGAUUCUGAGUUUUGGGAAGAAGCGACGCCAAUAUGGAUCACGAAUCAGAGGGCGGGACAUACUAGUGGCGCGGCCAUGUGGCCUGGGACAGAUGUGAAAAUACAUGAAAGCUUUCCUACUCACUACCUCCCUUACAACGAGUCCGUUUCCUUUGAAGAGAGAGUUGCCAAAAUCAUUGAAUGGUUUACCUCGAAAGAGCCCAUCAAUCUUGGUCUUCUCUACUGGGAAGAACCUGAUGACAUGGGCCACCAUUUGGGACCGGACAGCCCGCUCAUGGGACCUGUCAUUUCAGAUACUGACCACAAGCUAGGCUAUCUCAUACAAAUGCUGAAGAAGGCGAAGCUGUGGAAUGUUCUGAACCUAAUCAUCACAAGUGAUCAUGGGAUGACGCAGUGUUCUGAGGAAAGGGUCAUAGAGCUUGACCAGUAUCUGGAUAGAGACCACUAUACCCUGAUUGACCAAUCACCCGUAGCAGCUAUCUUACCCAAAGAAGGUAAAUUUGAUGAAGUCUAUGAAGCACUAGCUCACGCUCAUCCUAAUCUUACUGUUUACAAAAAAGAAGAGAUUCCAGAAAGAUGGCAUUACAGAUACAACAGCCGAAUUCAGCCAAUCAUCGCGGUGGCUGACAACGGGUGGUAUGUUUUGCGGAAUAAGUCCGACGACUUUCUGUUAGGCAACCACGGUUAUGAUAAUGCAUUAGCCGAAAUGCACCCCAUAUUUUUAGCCCACGGGCCUGCCUUCCGAAAGAACUUCACAAGAGAGGCCAUGAACUCCACGGAUCUGUACCCCCUGCUCUGCCACCUCCUCAACAUCACUGGCAUGCCACACAACGGGUCACUCAGGAAUGUCCAGGAUCUGCUCAGUUCCACAGCGCCAAGAGCAAGCCCUUACACGCAGAGCCCUCCUUUCCUGCGUGGUGGUGUCAAACCAAGAGAAAAUGAGCAAGAGGAGUCAUACGCUUAUUUCCUAGGGGUCUCUCUCGGAGCCAUUAUAGUUAUUGUCUUUUUAAUAACUUUCACUAAACAUUUAAUUCGCAGUCAGAUACCUGCCUUACCAGAUUUUCAGUCUGAAAUAUCUCAGCCAUUAUUACAAGCCUAAUGCUAUGUUGAUGGGGAGGUUGCAUAGUUAUGUCAGUGUUUAAAGGUUUCCCAUUCUAGGAAACCAGCUUCAGGCAUUUGCACAGACCAUUUAGCAGAUUUGUACAUAGAGAGGCUUGUGCACACACACACACGCACGCACUCAUAGGCACAUGGAUCAAAUGACACAUCUGCAAAGGAUGGAAGAUGGGGCGGUAUGUUUGCAUUGCUCUCUCUGGCUUAGGGCAAUGUGGGGCUACCUAAGAUCCUGCUUUAUUUGGACUUGGCACAUAAAAUGUAUAUAUUUAGCAACUUUGCACUAUUUGAAGUAUCAUACAGGAUUGCACUUUAAAUUACUCUCCUGGAGUUCCCGUCGUGGGGCAGUGGAAAUGACUCCGACUAGAAACCAUGAGGUUGCGGGUUUGAUCCCUAGCCUUACUCAGUGGGUUAAGGAUCCGGCAUUGCCCUGAGCUGUGGUGUAGGUCACAGACGUGGCUCGGAUCUGGCGUUGCUGUGGCUGUGGCAUAGGCCAGCAGCUCUAGCUCUGAUUUGACCCCUAUGCCAAAUGGAAACCUCCAUAUGCCGCAGGUGCGGCCCCUAAAAGCUAAAUAAAUAAAUAAAUAAACUACUCUCCUGAUAGGUACUUUUAUAUGAAAUGCACUUUAUUGACUGUAACAUCUCAUAACUCAUAACUCGGUUGAAAAAGACAAUUUUUUAUAUCCACGUCCCAGCCUACCUCUUGUUCCUUGUUCAAACAGAAUCAAAUUUCUAAUAAUUCCUAAAUAAUGCAGAAAUCUAUCUCCUUACAUUAGGAGAAUAGGAGGUAAGUGAAAACUCGAUGAUGAAAAUGACAGCCUUUGUACAUUGAAUUUGGGGAAGAUUGCAUUCUCCACAGCAGGGUGGGCCCUCCUUGUCCUAACUCAUUUCCUCCCCGCCUUGCCCCCCAAAAAGAGAUGCAAAUACUGAGGGACUCAUCCUAGGCAAAUUGUUUCCCUCCUGAGUCAUUACUGCUACUUCCUGAUGUGUCAUUUUACUCUGAUAAUAAGACACCACGAAUAUACAUUUCUUUCCUCUAUCAUCCAGCACUAGCCGGAGUGUAAAGGAUCAGGCACCAGCUCAGCCAUGUUUUCUCUUGUUCUGUAAUUAUUUGCUGCUUUGAAAACAACAUCGCUAUUAAUCGCAUUAAAAAUCAGUUCAAUGAAAUUAUUUUCUUUCUGGUAACCUGUCAGUAACAGAACACAAGCAUCUUUUAGAUUUGAGCAUUUGAAAGUCCAGAAUUGCAAGAGAGCACAAAUUAUACUAGGGAAAAGUGUAGGGCACACAGUCCUUGAAAAGAGCUGUGUGGUGCUUGUGGGGCAGAAGGGGGGUAGUGGUGGAAAUUAAGACAGGAGCUUGGGGGAAAAAUUAGGCAGGACCAUUUUUCACAAUGUACCCAGAACAGUGCUGAAGGGUACCUGAUGGCAAAAAGUAGUGACAUGUCUCUUAGAGCUAACAGGUAUUGAAACAGGAGAGGCUGAGAUGGAGUUCCCGUCGUGGUGCAGCGGAAAACAAAUCCGACUAGGAACCAUGAGGUUGUGGGUUCGGUUCCUGGCCUCACUCAGUGGGUUAAGGAUCCAUCCACAGCUCAGAUCCUGCGUUGCUGUGGCUGUGGCGUAGGCUUGCAGCUCUAGCUCCAAUUCGACCCCUAGCCGGGGAACCUCCAUAUGCCGUAGGUGUGGCCCUAAAAAAAAAAAAGAAAAGCUGAGGUGGUAGCCUUGUUUCCUGAAAGGUUUGAAUAUCCACUCAACAAGUGCUCAGUGAAAUCAAAGAAAACUGUCGGUUCACAAAUAGACUUUACCUCCUGGGUAGUUUUUAACCUUCCUGGUCACCUCAGCUCCUCCUUCCCACCAUGAAAAGCUGUGCUUUUGCAGGUUGGAGUGAAGGUAGUAUUACUUAGGGUUUCUUGGUGGAAAAGAAGCAGCCCUGGAAAGAACAGCUUCCCUUGAAGAAAAUAGAAACCUGUCUAGAGACACAUGGCCUGUAGAUAAUUCUUGUGAUUUUGCAUAUAUUUAUGCACCAACAGGCUAGUAAGUAAGUGAAAUGGUGAAUGUAUUCCAGAAAGAAAGGAUAAACUAGCUGUAAAGAACAAAAGUGGCACAGUUAAAUAUAUCCUUGAAUUUAAGUGCUUCCUAAAAUCAAGUGAAUGAAUGAUUUUUAAAUGAUGACACCAAUAAAGAAUGCUAUUGGUACCUGAUUCUCCUUUCAAUAUACAAUCUCUUAAUGGAACAGAAUGAAAUCUCUAGAAAUGACUAGAUUGAAAAGCUGAGAAGUUAGGUGGUAGAUGGUGAACUCAAGAGGUCUGAACUCUGGACUAGACAUUUUAGAACAGGUAACCACUUGUGUUGGCUUGCUUUGUAGCACUGAAUUUAUUUGCGUUAUUGAGAUGCCCAUCUAAAGACUGAAAGAUAAAACUUUUCUGUACAAGCAUUAUUUUUCGAAUGAUGUGUACGUUGAAAAUCAACUGCUGCAUUAACUUAAUUUAGAAGGUGCUGUGACCUCACUAGUAAGAAGAAAGUAAAUUCUGUAACGUUUACGAAAUCAUUAAAAUUCUGAUGUGAAGAUUC